Messenger RNA from Acyrthosiphon pisum (pea aphid), 1221 nucleotides. RefSeq names its product protein BCCIP homolog. The record is from RefSeq and is marked provisional. Lineage: Eukaryota; Metazoa; Arthropoda; Insecta; Hemiptera; Aphididae. Gene Ontology annotation, cellular component: nucleus.
CUAUGAUAAGAUGUAGUAUGUACUGCGAGGUCUGAGAGUCUAGAGAAGCAGACGGCAAACAUUUUAAGCAUUACUGUGACACGAUAAUCCUUUCAAGCGAAAUACGCAAUCCAGUGGGAAGAAACAAAUUGUAUUCGCGACCAUGGAACCGGCAAGGAAACGAGGUGCACUGGCUGGGAGCAGCGAACCGGCCCCCGUAGGGCCCGACGAUCUUGUUAAUGAAAUGUCAAUUGAUGUUGAAUUUGAGGGCCGCAGUCCAGAAGUCAAAGAUUAUCAUUGUAUUAAACAGUUAUUACAACAACUAUUCUUAAAAGCCCCAGUAAACCUGUCUGAUAUGACUUCAGUACUGAUUCAUCAACCCAAUAUUGGCUCAGUUAUAAAGCAAGUUACUGAUGUGGAUGAUGAAGAGGAAGAUGAAGAUGAUGAUGACGAUAAUGCCGACCAAGUAUUUGGGAUAACUUCAGUUAUCAAUAUUACAGAAAAGACAAGUGAAUGUGUAGAAAAUUUACACAAAUUAAUGUUGGACUUAAGUAACCAACAUAGUGAUAGUGACACAACACUAUUUGUCAACCGAUUGUUGAGUGAUGAUGAUAAUCAAGUUGGGUUGAUAAUAAACGAAAGAUACGUCAACAUACCUUCAGCUAUAUCAGUGCCAUUAUUUCAAGCCCUUAGCAAGGAAAUGUUCAAGCUAAAAAGUAAGAAACAAUCAUACAAUUUUGAUUAUCUUAUUAUGAUAUGCAAACUGUAUAAAGUGAAGAACGAUAAGAAGGGAAACAAAAGUUUUGAAAACUCAGAAAUAAUAUGGUCAAAUGGUGAAGAGGAGUUCUUUGACAAAGCAGCAGAUUACAAGUUUGAGUUUUGUGUGCAAAAUGACAAGGGUUCUGCCUUGGCUGGCAGCUGGGUAGAAUCAGAUCCUGAAAUGAUUCCAUUUAGACGUGUUCUGAUUUUCACUAUGGACAAAUUCUGUUCACUAACUAACCAACUUGAAUCUUGGUUAGCGAACAUUGAUACUGCAGAUCAGCAUGAAGGUUAAUCCACUUUUUAUAAUACCUACAUACAUUUUUUUUUUUUAUUAAGUUAAGUUACAUUAAAUAAAUUGGGUUGUAUUUUUAUCAAUGUAAUCUAACGACAUGUAAUAAAAUUUACAAUUUUAACCAUUAAUUUUCUUACAUAUUAUUAAUUGAUAUUAAAAAAAAAAAUACAUGAUUAUUAGUGUGUGGA